UCCACAGAGAGACAGGCAGGGGAGGAGACGUCGACAGAUACAGAUCUCUUUAAAGGAAGAGCUAGCGAGAGGGAGGGUCGAGAUCGAGAGAGAGAGGCGGCCAUGGCGACCUACCGGCCGGACCGAAACACCCUCCUGGCGUCCGACUCGAUCCUUGAGUACGUGCUGGAGACGACGGUGUACCCGCGGGAGCAGGAGCGUGUGCGCGAGCUCCGCCUCAUCACGCAGCGGCACCCGCGGUCCUACAUGGGUUCGUCGCCGGACCAGAUGCAGUUCUUCUCGGUCCUGCUGAAGAUGACGGGCGCCGUGAAGGCCGUCGAGGUGGGCGUCUUCACGGGCUACUCGCUGCUCUGCACGGCCCUGGCGCUCCCGGCCCACGGCAAGGUGGUGGGCAUCGACGUGAACCGGGACUACUACGAGCUGGGCCGGCCCGUGAUCGAGAAGGCCGGCGUCGCCCACAAGGUGGACUUCCGCCAGGGCGACGGGCUCGCCGUGCUCGACGGCCUCAUCGCCGAGGAAGCCGAGGCCGGUGAGGAGAAGUUGUUCGACUUCGCGUACGCAGACGCGGACAAGCUGCAGUACGCCGGGUACCACGAGCGGCUGCUGCGGCUGGUGCGUGUGGGCGGGGUCAUCGCCUACGACAACACGCUCUGGGGCGGCUCCGUGGCCAUGGCACGGGAUACGCCGGGGAGCUCGGAUUACGACCGCGUGGUCAGGGACUACAUGGUGGGGUUCAACGCCGCCGUGGCCGCCGACGACCGCGUCCAGGCCUGCCUCCUCCCCAUCGCCGACGGCGUCACGCUCUGCCGCCGCCUCAAGUGAUCAAUAUAAUGGAUAUGGUUGCGAUUCCUGCCAAAGCUAAGCUAAGCUCCGCGCGGUGCAUCGAUCUGCGGCGGAUGAUUGGUCGGCGGAGCGUCAUAAUCUUUACGAGUUUGUAAGUUGGAGUGCAUGUAUUGCCGGUAGUUCAUCACUUCGUCUCAUCUAGUAGUAGUUCCGUAGUACGUACGUCUUCUUCCUCCGGUCCUGCGAACAUGAGGCAUGAUCGCACGUGCAGGGCCUUGUUGUACCGCGUGCUUUAGCAGCAGGGCGUGCGCACGUCUUUUUUUGUUGUUGUUGUUGUUGCUGCUGCCUGCGAGAAGAGUAUGCGUACGUCCGCUUGUACGGUGGGUCGAGUGAUCUUCUUUGGUCAUGCAUGGUUUGUGUGCGCCUUCGAUCUUUGAUCCGUCGUAUAUUAAAACUUCCUUAUUUUUUAA
Molecule: messenger RNA, 1253 nt
Organism: Brachypodium distachyon (stiff brome)
Lineage: Eukaryota; Viridiplantae; Streptophyta; Magnoliopsida; Poales; Poaceae
Product: tricin synthase 1
Exons: 2
Coding region: 103-822 (239 amino acids)
Molecular function (GO): O-methyltransferase activity; S-adenosylmethionine-dependent methyltransferase activity
Source: RefSeq, a predicted model, not a curated record